Molecule: messenger RNA, 2116 nt
Organism: Pistacia vera
Lineage: Eukaryota; Viridiplantae; Streptophyta; Magnoliopsida; Sapindales; Anacardiaceae
Exons: 3
Coding region: 142-1836 (564 amino acids)
Biological process (GO): positive regulation of proteasomal ubiquitin-dependent protein catabolic process; ubiquitin-dependent protein catabolic process; protein polyubiquitination
Cellular component (GO): cytoplasm; ubiquitin ligase complex
Molecular function (GO): zinc ion binding; nucleic acid binding; ubiquitin protein ligase activity
Source: RefSeq, a predicted model, not a curated record
CAGCACGCCGAGCAUCAUUUUUUUCUUGUUUCCCCCUCGCUUUCUCAAGAAUCACUUUCUUUACUAAUUGACUCUCCACUUUCCUUCCCAUCCAAACACUCCAAUUACCCUUUGCACAUCACUUUCCACUUCUUCAAAUCAAUGGCAACAGCCAAAGACGCGGACGACCUUCAUUCUUUACUCGCCGAACAGCACGUGGAGCUCAUGGCCGCUCAAUCCCUAGAAUCCGACCUCGAUUAUGCCUUCCGUCUCCAACUCGAAGAAGCAAUCUCUGCUUCUCUCACUCUUGUCCCCUCCACCUCAGCCUCCACGUCGUCAGCACGGUCACCGCCACCGCCACCAUCUCUACCACAACAACCUCUACACGAUGUCGUUUCUCCUACCUUCGCCUCCCUCCAGUCCGAAGAACUUAAGAAGAUGGAGCAAGAACUCGCCGAUUACGAACAAGCGAAACUGGAGAUACGUAAAACUAAUGAAGCUAUUCACCGUGCUGCUCACGAUCAGAAAUUCGCCAUGGAACUCUCCAGGAUGCCCGAGGAGGAGUGGCAACAGUGGGGCGAUAAUUUCGAGAAACCGUUCGGCGAAGGAUGUUCAGGAAGUGGGGACGCACGUGAUAAUAACAUAUUUAGCCUUUAUUUUAAGGGAUUGGUGAGUGAAGAGAGGAUUAACGAGAAGAAGGUUGUGUUGUGUGGGAUUGGUAUAGAGAUAUGCGAUCCUUGUGGUCAUUUGAUAUUCCCGUUUCAAAAACCGUUGAUUGGUGGCGGUAUGAACAAGAAUGCUGCUGAGGCUAAGGCUUUGAUUGAAGGACUUAAUGUUGCUCUAUCUUUAGAGCUUAAGCGUGUUCGGAUUUACUGUGAUUGUUAUCCUUUGUAUCAAUAUGUUACAGGAAGAUGGACAUCAAAGCAACGGAAGGUUGCUGCGUUAGUCAAUCAGGUGUCCCUUCUUCAAACAAAAUUUAGUUACUGCAGCACCUUUUUUGUGGCACGUAAUGCUAUGACGGGUGUCUUCAAACUUGCAAGAGCUGCGAUAGAUUCUCAAAUCACAAGGCCUGUGGAUUCGAGCAGUGGCAAAACUGUAAAUGAAACAUGUGUUAUCUGUUUGGAAGAUACUGAUGUUGGUCAUAUGUUUUCCAUUGAAGGAUGCUUGCAUCGCUACUGUUUUUCUUGUAUGAAACAGCAUGUGGAAGCAAAGUUGCGUUAUGGGAUGUUGCCUAAAUGUCCUCAUGAAGGUUGUAAAUCUGAACUUAAAGUCGAUAGCUGUAGAGAAUUCUUGACACCUAAGUUAGUUGAAAUACUGAAUCAACGUAUAAAAGAAGCCUCAAUUCCUGCUACAGAGAAAGUUUAUUGCCCAAAUCCCAGGUGCUCGACAUUAAUGACAAAAAGUGAGGUUCAAAAAUAUGCUAAAAAUGCCUUUCGUGGUUUUGAUCUGUCUGGAGCUGCGAAAUGUGUGCAAUGUCAUGGCCUUUUCUGCAUAAAUUGCAAGGUUCCUUGGCAUAUUAACAUGACUUGCAAUGUUUACAAAAUGUUGAAUCCUAACCCCCCAGUGGAGGAUGUGAAGCUAAAGUCUCUUGCAUCAAGGAAUCUGUGGCGCCAAUGUGUGAAGUGCAACCAUAUGAUAGAACUUUCUGAAGGUUGUUACCACAUGACGUGCAGAUGCGGAUAUGAGUUUUGCUAUAACUGUGGAGCGGAGUGGAAGAACAAAAGGGCAACUUGUUCUUGUCCUCUUUGGGAUGAGGAUAAUAUCUUGUACGAUGACAGUGAUGACGACUCUUAUGAAGAAGAGGAAGAUGAAGAUGAUGAGUCAGAGUACUUUGAAUCUGAUACAGAGUUGUAUUGAAACUAUAUACAGCAAAUAUGUCUCCUCUUCCUCUCCUGCGUCCUGAUAUCUCCAUAAAAUUUUUGGUACAAAAUCUAAAGUGGUAGUAAAUAUGAAACUUUAUGAACUAUUUUUAACGUCUUAAUAUGAAUAGUCUCUUUUCUUUUGUAUUUUACAUAGUCACUGAAUUAGAAACAAGCCCUUUCUCUCAAUUUGUGGAUUGCUUCCGGUUUACGCGAAGUUAAAGAAUCCAUUUAUUUUGGUUUUUGGGCCUUAGCAGAAAACCACAAUUUCCGAUGCU